This is a messenger RNA of Chionomys nivalis (European snow vole), 10872 nucleotides long. RefSeq names its product potassium voltage-gated channel subfamily Q member 3 (gene Kcnq3). The coding region runs from base 121 to 2742 and encodes 873 amino acids. Gene Ontology annotation, cellular component: membrane. Gene Ontology annotation, biological process: transmembrane transport; potassium ion transport. The record is from RefSeq and is a predicted model, not a curated record. The transcript is spliced from 15 exons. Gene Ontology annotation, molecular function: voltage-gated potassium channel activity. Lineage: Eukaryota; Metazoa; Chordata; Mammalia; Rodentia; Cricetidae.
UCAUGGCAUUGGAGUUCCCGGGUUUGCAGCCUCCGCCGCCGCCUCGUCCACACACCCCAAGCGCCCCUUCUUCCCACAGCAGCAGCGGAGAAGGCGAAGCGCCCGGUGGGGGCGAGGCAGAUGGGGCUCAAGGCUCGCAGGGCGGCGGGGGCGGCCGGCGGCGGCGGCGGCGAAGGGGGCGGCGGAGGCGGCGGGGCAGCUAACCCCGCCGGAGGGGACGCGGCUGUGGCUGGCGACGAGGAGCGGAAAGUCGGGCUGGCGCCAGGAGACGUGGAGCAAGUCACCUUGGCGCUAGGGGCCGGGGCCGACAAAGACGGGACCCUGCUGCUGGAGGGCGGUGGCCGCGAAGAGGGGCAGCGGAGGACCCCGCAGGGCAUCGGGCUCCUGGCCAAGACCCCCCUGAGCCGCCCAGUCAAGAGGAACAACGCCAAGUACAGGCGCAUCCAAACUUUGAUCUACGACGCCCUGGAGAGACCGCGGGGCUGGGCGCUGCUCUACCACGCGCUCGUGUUCCUGAUUGUCCUGGGGUGCUUGAUUCUGGCCGUGCUCACCACCUUCAAGGAGUACGAGACUGUGUCUGGAGAUUGGCUUUUGCUGUUGGAAACAUUUGCUAUUUUCAUCUUUGGAGCCGAGUUUGCUUUGAGGAUCUGGGCCGCCGGAUGUUGCUGUCGAUACAAAGGCUGGCGUGGACGGCUGAAGUUUGCCAGGAAGCCCCUGUGCAUGUUGGACAUCUUCGUGCUGAUUGCCUCUGUGCCAGUGGUUGCCGUGGGAAACCAGGGCAAUGUCCUGGCCACCUCCCUGCGAAGCCUGCGCUUCCUGCAGAUCCUGCGCAUGCUGCGGAUGGACAGGAGGGGAGGCACCUGGAAGCUCCUAGGCUCAGCUAUCUGUGCCCACAGCAAAGAACUCAUCACUGCCUGGUACAUCGGCUUCCUGACACUCAUCCUUUCUUCGUUUCUUGUCUACCUGGUGGAGAAGGAUGUGCCAGAGGUGGACGCACAAGGAGAGGAGAUGAAAGAGGAGUUUGAGACCUAUGCAGAUGCCCUGUGGUGGGGCCUGAUCACACUGGCCACCAUCGGCUAUGGAGACAAGACACCUAAAACCUGGGAAGGACGUCUGAUUGCUGCCACCUUUUCCUUAAUCGGCGUCUCCUUUUUUGCCCUUCCAGCAGGCAUCCUUGGCUCAGGGCUGGCACUCAAGGUACAGGAGCAGCACCGUCAGAAGCAUUUUGAGAAGAGAAGGAAGCCAGCUGCCGAACUCAUCCAGGCUGCCUGGAGAUAUUAUGCUACCAACCCCAAUAGGAUUGAUCUAGUGGCAACCUGGAGAUUUUAUGAAUCAGUUGUCUCUUUCCCAUUUUUCAGGAAAGAACAGCUGGAAGCAGCAGCCAGCCAAAAGCUGGGUCUCUUGGAUCGGGUUCGCCUUUCUAAUCCUCGUGGUAGCAAUACUAAAGGAAAGCUAUUUACCCCUCUGAAUGUAGAUGCCAUAGAAGAAAGCCCUUCUAAAGAACCAAAACCCGUGGGCUUAAACAAUAAAGAGCGUUUCCGCACCGCCUUCCGCAUGAAAGCCUACGCUUUCUGGCAGAGUUCUGAAGAUGCUGGGACAGGCGAUCCCAUGGCAGAAGACAGGGGCUAUGGGAAUGACUUCCUCAUUGAAGACAUGAUCCCCACCCUGAAGGCUGCCAUCCGAGCUGUCAGAAUUCUCCAAUUCCGCCUAUAUAAAAAAAAGUUCAAGGAGACUUUGAGGCCUUAUGAUGUGAAAGAUGUGAUUGAGCAGUAUUCCGCAGGGCAUCUUGACAUGCUUUCCAGGAUAAAGUACCUUCAGACGAGAAUAGAUAUGAUUUUCACCCCUGGACCUCCAUCCACUCCAAAACAUAAGAAGUCUCAGAAAGGCUCAGCAUUUACCUACCCAUCCCAGCAGUCUCCAAGGAAUGAACCAUAUGUAGCCAGGGCAGCCACAUCAGAAACUGAAGACCAAAGCAUGAUGGGGAAGUUUGUAAAAGUUGAAAGACAGGUUCACGACAUGGGGAAGAAACUGGACUUCCUUGUGGACAUGCACAUGCAGCACAUGGAACGCCUGCAGGUCCAUGUCACGGAGUACUACCCGACGAAAGGGGCCUCGUCCCCAGCAGAAGGGGAAAAGAAAGAGGACAACAGGUAUUCUGAUUUGAAAACCAUCAUCUGCAACUACUCAGAGACAGGCCCCCCAGACCCACCCUACAGCUUCCACCAGGUGCCCAUCGACAGAGUCGGCCCCUAUGGGUAUUUUUCACGUGACCCCGUGAACCUGACCCAAGGGGGACCCAGUUCGACAAAGGCUCAGCCCACCCUUCCCUCCUCGGGAAGUACAUAUGCAGAGAGGCCCACAGUUCUGCCCAUAUUGACUCUUCUGGACUCGUGUGUGAGCUACCACUCGCAGACAGAACUGCAAGGCCCCUAUUCGGACCGCAUCUCACCCCGCCAGAGACGCAGCAUCACUAGGGACAGUGACACGCCUCUGUCCCUCAUGUCCGUCAACCACGAGGAGCUGGAGCGGUCUCCAAGUGGCUUCAGCAUCUCCCAGGACAGAGAUGAUUAUAUGUUUGGCCCCAGUGGGGGAUCGAGCUGGAUGAGGGAGAAGAGGUACUUGGCUGAGGGGGAGACGGACACAGACACAGACCCCUUCACGCCUAGUGGUUCCAUGCCUAUGUCAUCCACUGGGGAUGGCAUUUCGGAUUCUAUAUGGACCCCUUCCAACAAGCCCGCUUAGAAGGGGUCACUGGAAGACUCCUGGUACUGUAGACAGACUUUGUACAGCUCACUUCUCUCACGCCUAGCACUUACAAUGGCGUAAGUGGCUGUGUCAAGCGCAUGCAUGUGCGCGGUGGCCCCCCUACAAGCAGGGGCUUCUCACAGCCUUCUUCCUCCCUGUGUCACUGCAACAGAAUCGCUUCCUUUUCAGCAUGGUUUGCAUGACUUGGCACUAUAUAAACGGCACUGUUAGUCUCUUCUAGAUACACAUUUAUCUGCUCUUCUUACUUUCAAUCAUGAUCGAAACAGGGAGACUUACUGGUGAGCUGUGCUAUUGUUUGGUUGGCUGGUUUGGGUUUUGAUUUGGAUAAACUGAGAGCAGAGUUUAAGUUAUUUCUAGGCUCCCUUCCCCUUUGUGUAAAAAAUGCUCCAGUUAAAUCAACUGUUUUCUAAAGCAAGGAAAUAAUUUUCUCAACCAAAUCAUACAGUGCAUUCCAAUGGGGCUGGAGGACAGGAACAAGAUAGUCAAUCAACACCCAAAGCCAAGAUUUUGAAAAGUAUUUCACUAAUGGAAGGCUGGUAAAAUUAUUUAAACACUCCCAAAGGGACUUGGUCUACUGUUUAUACAGUACUGUGCCUCAGUUUCCUCAUCUGUAAGAUGUUGGUGAUCCAAAAUAUAACAUCACACAUGUUUUGGAUUGGUGAGGAGAAAUCUUACAUACAUACCACAAACACAGAAAAAUAGUUCUCAAUUUAUGUAGCCAAAGAUAAUAAAAUUUACCAGAAGUGGGGUGCCCCCUCUAGGCAGGAGUUGUAUUUCAUGUCUUCAAAGUAAGAUUCCAACCCACUCUUCGGCCUGUACUUGAAUCCCAAGUGGAAAUUAGAAUCAAGAGCGAUUAUCUUUCCAAGUCCUCUAUUUAAAAGUGGGAAGUUUGGGCACAAGUCAAGUGACAUUCCUUGAGACACUUGGUUGUCAUGUGUAGAGUAAGGACUCCAAGCCUCUGCCUGGUGAUGACUCACUCCUUGCCUGAGUUUCCCCUCCCAUUAUCCCAUUUGACACCAGGAUGCAGAAAUCAUGCCGAGACACCAGCACUCUUUAUCCAUGAGAUAUAAUCUUCACUCUUUAUUCAAAGCAAGGAGGAUAUCUACUUUGAGCACAAAGCAUGUUCACGUGAUGCUUUGUAUGUGAGAUCCAGGGUGGAGAAUACAAACUAGUUAUGAAUAUGCAAAUAGGAAGAAUUCCCAGAACCAUUGACUUUUACUCCCCCCUCCCCCCAGAUUUUCAAAAUGAAAAUACUAGAACCACCCAAAAUCAAAAGAACUGCUGGAGUGUCAGCCAACAGCCUAGAGAUCCCUGCCCUACUGCAGGAGGAUGGAUGCUAAGCACAAGCCACCCUGUGGCCUCCUGGGAGGUAUUGCUACAUGCUGCAAACCUCUGAUUAAAAAAAAAGGUUGGACUUUGGCUACUCUUGCUAGAUCACUAUGCCACAAUAUUAGUGUCUCAGUCUUCUCACGUAUCAAAACACUGGUUUUAAAUCAUUGCCAUGGUGACCAUUAGGUGAUAAAAAAAAAUACCCCAAAUAAGUGUUUAUAUGCCAAUACUGUUGCUGUGUUGUCAAGAUCCAUAGAUACCAUGGCAGACAUAUGGCUGAUGGUUUCAUAAACUCCUAAUCUUAGGAUCCUGCCCUGUGUUUGGUAGAGAUUCCUCAGCAAUUGGUUUCUUUCAAUCCACAUGCUGAGAUUGGUCCUGUACAAACUGCUGAGAAUAAGUAAUGAUGAAAGCUUGUCCCAUGAUAUAGGUACUUAAAUCCAAAUCUUUCAAUUCCAUGAACUAUGACAAGCACUGAGAAUGGUAAGAAAUAGCUUUCAUGGAUGGUAUCAUGAAUGGAACCUUUAAGUUCAAGGCAGGCAAUAUAGUCACAUACAUUGGAUACAGACCUUUGUGGUUUGCAAAUUGACUUUCUGACAAUCUGAAAGACAAAGACUGUUGCCCUGUCUUCCCAGUUUUUUCAAUAUUAUUUCAGUGGUGCCACUGGGGCUAUAAGAAAACAUACACCUCUUCCAAGGGACUUAGUUCUUGAAUUUGAUCUUCCUAGAAUUUUGUCAUCAGAAAUAGGUGUACUAUCUACUAUCUAGCACCAAAUAUAUGCUACCCUUCUUUAUAUGCAUGGGAUAGGGGAGGAAGUUAGAGAAAAAUAUGUACCAUGUGAUUUUUUUCCUAACAUAUUCACAUUCCUUCAGAACUUCCUAGCAUCGGUAUGUUACACGUGGAUGCAUUUCUUCAGGAGUUCAGUGGAGUUCUUGGUCAAGAAUUCUGUGAACUGAAGCUUGCAUUGUCUUGCAAGCAAACUAUAAGUAAGCAGUCUUGUUUUCCUGAUUCAAAAUCAGAGGGCAGCCGGGCGGUGGUGGCGCACUCCUUUAAUUCCAGCACUUGGGAGGCAGAGGCAGGCGGAUCUCUGUGAGUUCAAUACCAGCCUGGUCUACAAGAGCUAGUUCCAGGACAGGCUCCAAAAACCACAGAGAAACCCUGUCUCGAAAAACCAAAAAAAAAAAAAAAAAAAAAAAAUCAGAGGGGCAGAAAUUAGUUUUGUAUUUGACUAUCAGCAGAUGUCAGUUGUCUGUAUCAGAUAGGCACAACCAAAUACGUAGUGUGUAGAGAACUGCUGUGAAGAGCCCAUCUAAGAGAACAAACAGGAGAAAGAUGGUCUGAGUCCUUCUGCCAUAAUAUUCUUUUAUAGAAUUCUAGACCAGCAAACAAAACCUACUCAUCUAAACCUGAUGGUGCAUUGCAUGAUCACCAUGGGUAGCACUGAGGAUGCAGAAGUUCUACUCUUGGGGGUGAAAUGAUGGUGUGUGUCCCAUGAAGAUCUUUUGUAAGUCAAGAAAAAAAUAAUCUAAGGACAGAAUAAUCCUAAAGAAUUGGAUAACAUGUACCAAAAAUCAUACAAGUAGCUCUGCAGCUUGCUGAGGAAAUCUCAGCAGUUUUUGCAGAAACCUAGAAAUACUGACAAGCUAAUUCCAUCACAAGAACUGGGAAUAGUUUUCUCAGGUAAAAGGAUAAUCUCAUUUUAUAUAUUUGGCUGCAAUGCUUUAAAAUAUAGUACAUUUAAAUUUUUAAGAAGUAGGGCUGGAAGUAUAGCUCAGUGGUAGAGUACUUGCCUAUCAUACAGAAAGUUCUGGCUUUGAUUCCUAGCAUGGCACAACACACACACACACACACAUUAGGGGGAUGUAUCUUAGCAAGCUAAAAAUGAAUAAGAGGAAUCAAUGCUAGUUAAAGGGUAAUUAUAUUAGGCUGAAUAAAAGUCAGUUUAUGUGUAAAUUUGAUUAUUAAAUAUUAUUAUACAGAUAAAUGCUAAAAAGAUACAAAAACUGAAAUUGUGGGAGAAAAAGAAAAUAUUGAAUUGAGAAAAUUUUUCAAUAACUAUUUUUAAAACUUAGAAUUCAGACUUACUAAAUAUGACAUUGAUAUUUUGAAAUCUUGUUUUAAUGAAGUAAAUAGAGAAUACCAAAGUAUAUAGGUAAAACCAAACUAAUUAACUAACAAUUAUGCAUAUUAUGUCUUUUCUGUACAAAGCAGAUCCUAGACAUCGUAACUCAAGCAUAAGCACCCUUUGAAAACAUGGCAUAACAGAAUCUACUCACAAUUUGCCAAAAUAAUUCUCAUAAUGUUAUGCUACUCUGAGAGUGUAAUAAAUAAGUAUUCAUUUGGUUAUUCAUUUAGCAAGAUUUAUGAGGUACCACUGAACUCCAAGGAUUGUGCAAAAGAAUUGCAGAGAUCAGGAAUCCAGUUUCUGUUAUAAGAAAGCUGGUGGCUUCAACCGUCAAUGAUCCUUUUAGACUUUUCCUACCUGAUUUUGUAUCUGCAGACAACUAUCCACUAAUAAUGCCUCCCAGAGGGGAGAAUUAAAAGGUCAACACAGAAGAAACUGGAAGCAAAAGCACUGAACCAAAAUGAUGAUGAUCCUGUCACCUCAGGGAAGGCAGAGAUCAUUGAAUGGGGAAUUUACUUUUGGGUUCAUCAUUUUGGACUCUGUAACACCCAAUAAGUGAUGUAAACGUGUGGGCUCUGAGAAAGGUUCCUGGAAAAACUAGCCUUUUCCAUAUCCCUGCCGCACUGGAGGCCUGGCAAGUAGCUGAGGCAUCUGUCUCACCGUACUGACCAAAAUUGCCUUGGUACAGGUCAUGGCAAAACAUCUAUUCGAAAAGAAGGAAGUCACUUUGCCAGUGAAAAUCUGCAGAUCAAAAUCCUUGGAGGGAAGAGAAGAGAUGAUCUCAGAAGUCAACUUUACUUUUGACAAGGCUGCCACAUAGACCCUGAUUCCCAUGAUACAUUGUUACCCCAGAUGAUGCUGCAUAGAAUAGACCCUCGUUGGUUCUCAUGAAUAUGUCCCAAGGCACCCAGGACCACUGAUAUUUUUAUAGCUUUAGAGUUUGGCGGUAUCCUUAAGAAUUUAUCUUCACUUGUCUUCAAAAGCAUGCUGUUGCCAGCAUGAACUUUAACCUAUAUAUGCUUUCUGUAUCCAAAAGAAAUUCAAAAAUUCUCAUGCUGCUUUUACCCUGUUCAUAACUGAGCCAUCUAUACCCUAAACAUGGCAGCAGAUAGCAACUCAGUAGUUCCCAGAAAUGUUAGAGACUAGAAUACUUAUGAAGCUUUCAUAGGUUUUGAAACCAUGGAGUGAUGAUAACGUCAAACAAAUGGAAAGGAUAUUGAGAUGACUUGUAUAAAAAUCUGAGUUUUGUGACAUUCAAAACUAUUUCAUUCUAUUUUAAAUUUCAAGGGAGACAAUCAACUCUGUAUAAAGCCCUUAGUACAGUAACUGGUCCUGUACCAAAAUUGUCCAUGAUUAUCCAUGUCUGCUGUUUUUACAGUACAUGUAUGCUCCAUAACACUGAUUACUGAUAUUACUUAUGGGAUCUUAAGUUUACAACAGAAAAUAUUUUUUUAGGAAAAAAGAAGCUGGUAGAGAUAUAAUCCAAAUUAUUGCAUGAUAAAACUAGGCAUUUUUUUUCAGUUGCUCUUUAACCAUGUACCUGUCUGCAGCAUGAUUGUUUUUUUCCCUCGUCCCAAUGUAGAAGAUAAGGAAUACUGGAAGGAGCAUUAGGAAUGCUGGUUCUCGGUAGGUAUGUGCUGAAAGUGCUGUUGAACAGAGUGCCAGAUGUAGCCAUAUUCUCUUUUAAAAACUACUUAUAGGAUAUAUAGGCAAAGAGAAACUAAUUAAAUAUGAUAGGAAAGUCAACUAUCAAAGGCUACCAGUAGCACCCUUUCCAUGAAUGGGACAUCUUCAGGAAAGGGCUCCGAACUUGUUCCCAUUCUUCCCUGUGGAUGUGAUCUCAGACUUCCAUGGUCUCAUUUCAGUCUGCUAUCUCUGAUCCAUCUAGGAUCAGAUGUACUUACACAGAAUUGAGGAGAUACAAUUUCACAGACUGUAAAAUGCUCAUAGCAAGACCUUGGUCACUCAUUUCUUUUUUAGGGCAGGGCAUAAAUGCUCAGAGGACAGGGGCCUUAUCCAGGUCUCAUGAUAUUGAAAAUAAAGAUGAAGUAGUGGAGUGAACCUAGAUCUCAGGUCUCCUUACCCCUCGUCCAGAUGUUGACCCCAGAAGAUAAAUGGCAGUUUCCUGCCUCUCUUGAGAAACAGCUGAACCAGAAAUAAUGUUUGAGAGCAUCACUCUAGGGGACUCUAGAAUAGGACUGAUGUUCCCAAGUCCUGAAGAUGUCCCUUCUUCUGAAUAUCUCAUUAUCAAAGGGCCCAGAGAAACCUCGUGUUGUUGAGUAUAGUGAGGUAAAGACAGAAGAACACCCUUUCAACCAUGUCCAUGACUACUGUCCCCCACCAUUAUGACUAUUCUUGCAUUGUCUCUUAUUGUGCCAAUAUUGGACACAAGAUUUGUCUAUCCCAUGGACUCAUUCAGCUCUAUGCACACCUUGAGUUGUAGCCUCAGAUAGAGGUCCAAUGAAUAAGACUUCUCUAUAGAUGUGAUUUAAGUAGGACCUGAUUUCUUUGGGAAUCUGACAUGCCACAAGCUUCCAGUUCUACCAAAGGUGACACUGUGUACCAGAGUAUCUGGGUUUUAUCUGAGCAGGCCUGACUCUUCUUCCUUUACCCCAGGGGAUCCCCAUGCUUGCCAUUUCAUAGACAGACACCUUGGGCCCUUGUCAAAAACUUCCUACAAUCAGUUCUGAUUUAAAUAUAUCAUGUCUGUAUAACUGUGAUAACACCUUAGAGAAUAAACUGGUCUUCAUGACUCAUGUGCAGAUUGCUAGAAGUGUCCACUUGGCCUGUGCUUAGAUUUGCCAGAAUUUGACAGUGUUCCACUAGAGUUUGUAUGAAACCCAUUGGUAGGAUAGGCUGUGUUAGAAAUCCUGUGUUUGCUGGUCCAAAGCUCCUGAAGGAAUCAAAGAGAAAAGUGGAACACUAUAGGAUGGAUUUCUUUGACUGCAUUAUUCUAACAAUUGUCAUUCAGCCUGAAUCUUUUUUCCUCUUAACAGCAUUCCUCUAGGAUUGAAGUAAGUGCUAGGAAAAUUAGUAAUUUUUAUCAUAGUAAAAAAAAUGCAAACCAAAACAGAUCUAUGUAACCUAAGAAUGGCUUAAGUUAAUUAACCACACCUAGCCUAGUACUUAGGAAUAUACCAACUAAAAUUGGAAACCUAAGAGUGCUAAAAACAAAAGUUUGGUUUCAAUGCUCUGUUCUCUAACUCUGUCCACAAAACUGAGGUCUGGGAUAGAAGAACAGUUCCCACUAAGUUCUUCUCUAUAUUGCCUGCAUGUGGCAUCCUUAAUGCAAACCCACUUGGGGGCUGUUAUUGGCUGCACAGAAAUUGAAGCUGAGAAAAAGACAGCUGCCUAGAUGUCACAUAUUACAAAAGAAAGAUCCUGGAUUUUACACAAAACCAUGGACCGCAGAAGCUUACCCUAUCCCUGCCCCUACACCAAUUUUCCCAGGCAGUAGAACUGGUCCCCGGUUAGUCUUCAUGGUCCCCAAGAAGACAUUUCCCUCCUCUGUGCAGUCAGUUUUUCAGUGAAAUGAUCGUGCACCCACCCAAGCUCCCUAGAGAAGAAGGUGACUGUGUCAGCUGCCCGCUGCUAGUCAGCAGGUCCUUUGAAGGUUUUCACAAUCCAGCUGUCGGAGGCAGAAAGUGACGCCACAUAAAUUAUUCACAGGGUUCACAUUGGAGUCCAUUAGCCCUUGGAGUUUGGUGGCCACAGAUAUUCCCACAAACACCCGUUGUUCUCUGUCCCCUAGAUCCUCUGUCACUGUGUUUAUCUGAAUGAGUUCAAAUGUGCCCCAGUGUCGCCGGCUGUCAUCUUCUGCCUCUAGACUGCAUCUUUAUUUUAGGGCUUUGAAAUAUCGUGCGGACACAAACUAGCCUUUAGAACAUGUUCUCUGGGAGGUCAAACGGGCAAAUCAAUUGUGUCUCCAUUUCUCAAUAUUAAGAGAACAGGAAUCUGCAUGGACACCAAAUGCAUCUCCUAACAGGGUCAUUCUUUACCCCCCUCUGAAUCCAGUUCCGGGGAAUGGGAGAUCAGCUUCAAGCCUCGGCCCUCCCUGGGGGCUAAGCAGAGGAUUUGGACAGCCCUUCAGUCAAACAGCAGGCAUAAGCUGUUAGAGAGAACCUCCGCCAGGUUCCGAAAAGCCUAUUUAGGAUGGAUACACGUUUUCAGAUUUGCCAGUUCUUCCUGCUUUAAAGAGAGAAAAAAAAAUCUCUCUCAUGCUGAUGGGCUAUGAAUUUUAUCCAACCCCCCCUUCCUAAUGUAGCAGUGAUAAGAAACACCUACUGUGGAAGAACAAAUUGAGGUUUCCAAUGAUAUGAACCACUGUAUUUGAUUUUAGGUUGUAUUUUUCUUUCACCCCCUUUGAUGGCAUAGAAUUCUGGUGCCUUGCUCCCUGGAUUUGUUUCUGUGCUAUGAGUAGGCUCUCCACAUUCUGGCUUACACGGGAACACAACUAUUCCACAAGUGCCCUUUAGUGCUCUUUAUAAUAUGGUUUCCUGUAAUUUUUAAACUGUAUGUGUAAUUUAUAUUCUGAUUCUGUCCAAUAUUUGACAACUUUAAUAGGUUGAUUUCCAUAUAUAUAUUAUGCAAACAAUUCUUACCUGAUUUUUUUAUGUUCUAUCUCAAGAUCAAUAAAGAUUGCGCCACUUAUUAAU